Sabethes cyaneus is the source of this 2853-nucleotide messenger RNA. It is a transcript of the gene TTLL3A, whose product is annotated as tubulin glycylase 3A. Gene Ontology annotation, molecular function: protein-glycine ligase activity, initiating. Gene Ontology annotation, biological process: cilium assembly; cilium movement; protein polyglycylation. The record is from RefSeq and is a predicted model, not a curated record. Bases 1 to 2853 code for a protein of 950 amino acids. The transcript is spliced from 3 exons. Gene Ontology annotation, cellular component: cilium. Lineage: Eukaryota; Metazoa; Arthropoda; Insecta; Diptera; Culicidae.
AUGGAGAACGAGAUCAAUACCUGUAGGAGCGGCAGUAGUAGCUGUAGUAGCAGUAGCAGUACUAGCAGCACUAGUAGCAACAGCAGCAGCAGUGGUGAUAGUGAUAAGUGCUCGGAUGCUUCCAGUUCUAGUGAGAAGGAUAUUGAAAGUGAAAAUGACAAGGAUAACGAAGGCAGUCAAACGGUAACCAACAAAGUAAGAUUGGGGUUAAAAGGGAGUACAGGGCCUGCAACCGAUAACAGCAAUGGGAGCAGUGGAACUGUGGAUGACAAGGAGGUCAAAGUUGUAACACCGAAGCCCAUUGAAGGCAACGUUGGGCCUCUGACGACGAUGGUGAAAUUUAUAAAUCCUUUUAAAAACAAUUGGAUCAAUGCGGAUCGUUUGAACGAGCUCAGAAAAAAAGUACACGACGCAUCCAAACACCAUCGGGUGUUUUUAUUACGUGGCUCUUUUCACACCGUUAGACGGGCCUUGGUUGAACGAGGUUGGGUUGAAAAGUUGGAUGGAUUUCGUGCAAAGCCCCAAGCUACUACUUCAUCUUCUGGUUUUAUUUUGGAGGAUUUAGUUCAACAACUACCAGAACGGAAACCCGGUGAAUCUCGCAAAAAUCAUAUUGCCAAAUGUGAACGAAGCAUCAUGUCACGCUUUUUAGAGCACACGCCGAUAGAUCUUCUCUGGACAGCUCGUCGCGAAAAGGCUGAUUGGAUUGAUUUGACUAAAAACUCAACACUAAUCAUUAAUCGAUUCAGUAAGGCACCGUUCACGACGAAAGAAGGUCUAUGUUCGGCUCUCCAUGACUUCCACUGGUUUUACGAGGAAGGGAUGUCAGAAACAUAUUUCCCGCGUUGCUACAACGUGUGGAAUCCAGAAGAACUGAAUGAGUUUAUCGACAACUUUCGUCUUACCGCUUCGAUGGGACUUCUAAAGUGGUUAAUCGAAACAUACGCCAGGGAGGGAAUAGAAGCGAUUCUGUCCGACGAAGGGAAAGUUCCUGGAACGUGCAUUAGUUUUGCGUUGUCACGCUGCAAAGAGUAUUUGGAUUAUUGUUUGCACAAUGAUAUCGACGUCGAAGAGGAUGUAAAAAUUUGGGACCACGAUUGGGACGUUUUUCUGACGCACCAUUUCAUGUUAACGCAUGAAAACGGCAAAGUUCUGCUGGUGAAGGAGAGCGACGAUACGAAUAUGAUCAACAAUUGUGUGGCGGAUGCAAGGUCGGUGCUUGAGCAAAUUAAAAAUCACUGGCCGCAGUACUCGCUGGAUGGGUUUCUAAAUAUUUGGAUUGUCAAACCUGGAAACAAGUGCCGGGGAAGGGGGAUUCACCUUAUGAACAACAUCAAGCAAAUUAUUGCGAUGGUCAACCCACCCAUUGUUAGCAAAACGAGAUAUGUUAUACAAAAAUAUAUCGAACGUCCUCUCAUCAUCCACAACACAAAGUUUGACAUCCGACAGUGGUUCAUGAUAACCAGCGUGCAACCGUUAAUUAUCUGGUUCUACAAGGAGAGCUACCUUCGCUUCAGCUCGCAGCAGUACAAUCUCAUGAACUACCAUGAAUCGGUGCACUUGACCAACCAUGCCAUCCAGAAGAAGUACCACAAUGCGGUCCGAGACGAACGGCUUCCGCACGAGAACAUGUGGGACUGUCAUACCUUUCAGGCAUACCUGCGCCAGAUCGGCAAGUACGAGAUGUGGUCCGAGCGGAUCUAUCCGGGAAUGCAAAAGGCAAUCAUUGGUUCGCUGCUGGCGUGUCAGGAUAACAUGGAUCGGCGGCAGAACACGUUCGAGUUGUACGGAGCCGAUUUCAUGAUUACCGAGGACUUCUAUCCAUGGUUGAUCGAGAUUAACUCAAGUCCGGACUUGGCGCCCAGCACAAGUGUUACAGCCAGGCUAUGUCCGCAGUGUGUGGAGGAUACGAUACGAGUUGUUAUCGAUCGUCGCCACGAUUCGAAUGCAAACACUGGAUCCUUCGAAAUGAUCUACAAACAGAUAAUUCCGAAGACUCCCGCCUACAUGGGGUUAAAUCUUCAACUUCGAGGCCAUCGUAUAAUUCCUAAGAGUGCAGCGAAAAAAGAACGCCUGCGUAUGUUGCCAGUAAAACCUGUACAUAGUGUUCUACAUGUGUCACGAAUUAGUACAGCUUCCGCUCCGAAAGCAACCACGGGCCCUGUGAUAAUGGAUCUCAUCGACUGUCUACAGUUUGAUAACAAGGUGCAGCAUGAAGAAGAUGACAUGCACGGUCGGACAUCUCUAUUUAGAAAAUCUGGGUUUUCCCCAAGGCCUAAUCUACGGUAUGAUUUUGCUAAGAAAAAAUCCUAUAUUAUCGCCAAAUCGAGUGAUUUUUUCCGGAAGAAUCGUGGCUCAAAAUAUAUAACAGAAACUGAAACUUACAUCGACAAUAUUGAAGAUUGGGAACGAGCCACAAACAGCUUCUUUCACACAAACUAUGCCAACACACUCAGUGUGUUGAAUCGCAAUAAUCCUUCUCACACCGGCGAAGAAAAUCAAAUAUCACCAAACUCCAGCUGUAAUAAUCUAAAAUACUGUAUACCGAACACUGCCCAUUCCUCAAUCGCCAAUGAAAACAUUGAUGAAUACCAAACAAACAAUACGAAUACUGCCAAUAGUGAUAACGGAAACACCGCCAAUAGUGAUAUCCCUACCGGUUACAGUAGAUAUAAUAGGUUGAUUCCCAACAGUAAAAAAGUGGCGCUCACUUCGACGCUCAAUAACUUUUACACCCUUGGGCUAAGCCUACGGAAGCAUGCGGCGCCGAGUAGGAGUCCCAGAUCAUCCCGAACGAAUGCCGACUAUGCACAAUCAGCCGAAAAUUUAGUGGAUUUAGGGAAAUAUUGUUAA